Molecule: messenger RNA, 1764 nt
Organism: Aspergillus saccharolyticus JOP 1030-1
Lineage: Eukaryota; Fungi; Ascomycota; Eurotiomycetes; Eurotiales; Aspergillaceae
Exons: 3
Coding region: 420-1544 (374 amino acids)
Source: RefSeq, a predicted model, not a curated record
CUCGUGGAGCUGCCAACUUGAACUUCAACUCUGCCUCUGGUGACUCGAUGUCGAACGCGCAGCCUCAGAACGUCGCUGUCAGGCCGCCUGUCGAGGUCUUGAGGGGAGUCCGAACCCGUCCAGCCAUCUGUGUCCAGAAUGAGGCGACAAACCCGACGAGGUUGGUGUUGGGACCUAGAGAUCAGAGACGGGGAUUUGAACCUCAACCGCCGAGCUCUAUCCUAGAGCUGUUCGGUAAAAUGGACGGCGGCCCUGCUGCUGGGCAGGCCACUAUUCCGGUCAGUUGUGGAGUCAUCCAGAGGAGAUAUAGAGGAACAGUAUCGGAAAGCUGACAGCAACCUUUUUUAGAAGAAUACACAGAUAAGAGUUGCACCCAGUAUCAGCACAGCUGCUAGACAAGGACGACUUUCUAGCCCAACAUGCAGCCCAGGGUUUCAUCCAAUGUCGGCACAGCUGCUAGACAGGCUACUAUCCAGGUAUGUUCCGCGUCAUACCAAAGGAGUAGAGGAAAUGAUAGGAGAGCUUAUGACAACUCUUUUCGACAGAACGUACAGCCCCGAGCAUUACCCAAUGCGCGGGGAUUCCGUCUAGGCACUGUCCAGCAGCAUCGGCCAACUAUAGUCCAAAUUGCUGAGCCAAUGCCCUUGAGCACCACACCGGAGAUUUAUCGUUCCCAUGGCGCCAGCUUCAGUGAGUCUCCCCAGAAGAUGCCCUCUGGACUCACUCAGGAUCCGUAUUCUCCCAUAUUCGUGAGUGGCUACAGGAACCUUGCUCACAGCAAUGAAGAUCCAUUCUUCGACCCCGUCCCCACUCGCGGGAGAUCCGCCUUUGAACCGAGGUCUGCGAUCCCAUCGACUCCAUUCCCACAAAACGUCCAAGUUGCCAGCCGAGAUGGUGCUAGUACUGGGCCUUCGAUCGGACGCCUGAUGGGUCCACCGGAGCUCCCAUCGACCUCAAUCCGACCUCCGUGGAUGAGACAACCCGCGUUGCUGGACUUCUACUGGGAGGACCACGAUGUCUCCUCAUUCCCCACUCCCACAGCGGGCCAUGAAGCCAUCACUGACCUCAAUAGCCGCGAUCCGAUGAAUAUGCCAUCGCCCACCGUGAUUGCGCUGGCCAGACGAAGCGAAGAAGCCAGACGCGGAAAACGUCCAGUGCAGGAAGAACCACGCUCACUCAUGUUCUCUAUGGCGCGUUAUGAUUGUCCCAAUGAUGAUGUGAGUAGUCCUGCUUAUGCCCGUGCAAAUUCGGUCCCGAGUAAGGUCGCCCAGUUUGAAGGCGGGCCCAUGCACGGACGUGAGCCAAAGCGCCCUCGACAUGUCAGGUUCAUGGACGAUGCCACCAUUGUGCCGUGCUCGCCCGGUUCGACCGUGAAUUCGAAUGGCGUGGGUAUCGGCUUUAUGAGUCCUCCUGUUGAUGUUGGUGCUCGCCAAGCUGUCGAAGAGAGGGACGAAGCGAGGGAUGAAGCUGCAAGGAGCCCAUUGAUUCAGAAUGAAAAUGGUGCGGCUAACAGCGUUGGUGUUUUGCCAAAUGGACGACGUUGAAAAGGAAAGUACUAAAGACUUGGAAUGGUUGCUUGAGUGCCAUUUGAUGAGAAUGGAGGAGGAACAGCGAGAGCAGAUGGAGAAACAGGAAGCUGUCGGAGGUCUGUCGUCUGUCACCUGCCCCGAUGCUUACAAUUGUGAGAAUUUGUCUGAUGAUGGUAUGGGGAAGAGAGAUGAUGAUGGAGAUCUGGAGAUGAUGCAGUAGGUUUGAGGUUCGUUG